Messenger RNA from Dermatophagoides pteronyssinus (European house dust mite), 1332 nucleotides. RefSeq lists its product as uncharacterized. NCBI's taxonomy places the organism in Eukaryota, Metazoa, Arthropoda, Arachnida, Sarcoptiformes, Pyroglyphidae. The record is from RefSeq and is a predicted model, not a curated record.
GGCAGAUUAUUCAAUCAAAUCAUCAUCGCAUGUAAUCAUCACUGCUAAUAAUAAUGAUCAACAAAAAUAGUUUGUCGUCAAAUUCAAUGAUGCAUCAAUCACAAUCUGAUGGUAAUCAAAAAUCGAUUUGGCAAGGAAUGAAAACCAGCCCACCACCACCAUCGUCAUCAACAAUAGAGAAAGUAAAAAAACUUGUAGUAAAGACAAACAAUAAUAACGUUAAUGAAGAAACCUGGUUAUUCACUACAAAACCUAUUCGAUUUCAUUAUCCUUUGAGCUAUCAGUUUGAUAAUAAUGAUGAUAGCGCUAAUGCGCCUCGAAAUUUAAAUAAAAAUAAGGAUAAGAUGGACACUCUACCCAGAACAUUCAGCGAGAUGGCCAAAGAUCUUCAUGAUGACCAACAUGGAAUUGGACAUAAAAUCAACUAUAAGCAUUAUGCCAUUAUGACUGUUUUGUUCACCAUUCUUGUGCUUUCCAUGAUCUGGCUUCUGGCUCAUGAUUCGCAUAAAUGUACGGUUGAUCAACAUACUGUCGAUACUUGUCUAAGACGUUUGACAUUUUUUUCAUCCGAAAUCAAUCAUUUUCCUACCACUGGAAAAGAAUUGGACAAAUACUGCAAGGAAAAAAUUGAAAGCGUCAAAUGUUUAAGACAUUUUGUUGAAGGUUGCUUAGAACCAGAUAAACUUCAACGAAGUUAUUUCAAAAGAUUUGUCUCCAACUAUCAAAGACAAUUAGACAAGAUUUGCCUCCGUUAUACUGAACGACAAAGAUUUCUUGAAUAUUCAGACUGCCUUUCCGAAAGUGAUUUGAUACAAAAUGUUUCCACUUGUCAGGAUGCAUUUCAAAAUCAAUUGAUUUACAUUGCACAGAAUCUAGAUGGCAAACAACGACUUCAAGCUGCAUGUUGUGCUUUUGGUGCACGUUCUGAUUGUUUAGAUCGCACCAUUUCAACCGCACCGUGCACUAGUAAUGCUCAAGUUAGAAAUUUUAUUUUGGACCAAGUUGAAGGUCCAUUUCGUGGUAUUAUCGAUUCCGUUUGUGAACCACAUCAUUCCACACGAUACGGUUGUCAACAAUUAGUAGAACCAACACUUUAUGAGAAAUUAUUCGAACAUCCGGAAACAUUAAUCAAAAAAUUUGAUCAAACGGAAAUGCUACCAGCAGAUGAAAUGGAUUUUUCAUCUUCAUUGACUAAUAAUUCAAUCGCUAAUUCUACGAAUUCAAUUAGUUCUCGUUUUAAAGUUAUUCAAUUAAUAUUUUAUGAAAAUUUCCUAUCUUAUUUCGUCAUAAUCCGGUCAGAUUAAAUCAGUUGAAUUCAUUGUAUAUAAAAAU